This is a messenger RNA of Coccidioides posadasii C735 delta SOWgp, 1289 nucleotides long. RefSeq lists its product as uncharacterized. NCBI's taxonomy places the organism in Eukaryota, Fungi, Ascomycota, Eurotiomycetes, Onygenales, Onygenaceae. The record is from RefSeq and is a predicted model, not a curated record. Gene Ontology annotation, molecular function: acyltransferase activity, transferring groups other than amino-acyl groups.
ACGGGUAAGUUCCGAGUCGUUUGCCACUGCAUGCAAAGGAGGAACGAGUCAUCUCGGGCACAUGAGUUAGAGUUCCAGCACCCGAACCCACGGGUCGGGGUCCCUUUCCUGCCUAGCGCCUUCGCCAGCGUAACCCUGACCGCCGGCCAACUUCAACCAACGGCCCCGAUCAGCUUGUGAACCCAACACUUUUCAAAAGAACUACUCGUCAAGUCGAACUCCGACCCCUGUCGGCCUGUGAAUACAACCACGCACAGAGAAAACAUCCCGUUCCCGUAUCAGCACAUUCGGACUCACAGGAAGGCCAGGGCUUCUGGGCGGCGAACCCUUUUGAGUUUACGACGGUGGUCUCCACAAGUAACCAUCCGCUGUCGCCGACCGAGAACUUGAAAGAGACCGUGAGGCUCUCAAAAUGCACCCUUGUCUUAUAUAGACCCCUCUCCCCCGUUAUCCCAAGGCCGUAGAAACACACUUCUACAAUUAUAAACCCUGUUCUCAAAUCUGAUCCAUCAUACCGAAAAUGUCAUCCGCAACCUACGAAAUACUCCCGAUCUUAGAAUCCGAUCUCGCCAGUAUCAGCGAAAUCGAAAAUCUUGCCUUUGAAGGCGAGGAAGUCUCGCGGAUAGUAUUUGCUAGCCCCAAUUCAGCUACAAAAGAGUUCCGCAUACAACGGUUGAAGAAAUCAUUGACUGAAGACCCUACUACUCGGUUUGCAAAAGUCGUGAUUGGCGGAAAACUCGCCGGAAUUGCUCAAUGGAACCUUCAUUUAGAUCCGAAUUGGCAUUUGAAAAACGAGAAGAAAGAGGAGGAAGGGGGCGCUGACUCGCAAGAUAAGAAGAAUAAAAAUUUCCCCCCCGGUGCAAAUGUAGAAGCCUGUGAGGAAUUCUUUGGUUGGAUGUAUGGAGCAAGGAAGAGGAUAAUGGGGGGACAAAAGUUUCUUCUCCUUGCGCUCCUAAUCACGCGGCCGGAAUUCCAAGGCCGUGGCGUCGGAUCCGCACUAUUGAAAGAUGGCCUUGCCGUUGCGGAUAAAUACAAUAUUCCUGUAUGGCUUGAAGCUUCGCCUCGAGGGUACCCUGUAUAUAAGAAGUUCGGGUUCCAAGAUGUUGAACAUUUCGAUCUGGAUUUGUCCAAAUACGGUGGAAGCACCGUUUCGAGAACCGUAGGGAUGCUGAGACCCUCAAAAGGAGCCACUUCAAGUGCUUAAUCCUUUGCUCGUGGAGGAUCCAUGCCAGCAGCAGAGUAUGCCCGCUCGAUAUAUGUUGAUGGUAGAUAGUACAAAGCAGCCAGAU